GGUCUUGCAGAAGCCAAGGAUUUGCGUUCUGGGCUUGGCAAAGUGCAUAGGAAGAAGACAGGGCUCCCCGGCUGGGAGGAGGGAGGAGAGCUGAAGAUCCUCGCCUGGGCUGCCUCAGCUAAGCAAAGUGGGCAGCUCAGUGCCUGAAAGAGGACUGGGCUCGCUCGCACUAGAUCAGUAAGUGGUGACUGUAUGGCUUAAGGAAGGAUGGGUGCCCCUGGGUCAUGGGGUAAACUUGAAAAUGUUGCUUGAUUCCAGGGGAAAGCUGCAAGGCUACUUACUGGCUCUGUGUGCUUUCUGUGUCGAGCGCAGACUAGAGGCUUAAGUACAGAAAUCAGAACUCCAAAUGCUUCCUCCCAGUCCUGGAAAAUGACAACUUCUCCAGAGUAGUUGUGGACAUAAUCUUCUUUCCUGAUCCCUCUUCCCAGACAGUUGGGAUUGAGUGGGGAAAGUGAACUGUAAUAUUAACAGAAAUUGCAGUUUCUUAUUGUUUUCUGUAUGUGCUGACAUUGUUAUAUCUAUUAACAGUAAUCUUCAGGGAAGUCUGAAGAUUUAAGGGGCUUAAAUGGGGAAAUUGAGUUUUUAUGACCAGGAGACUGAGUAGUCCAUAUAUUAGGGAUUAAAUACAAAAUGUAUGUUAUAAAUAAUUGAUGUGUUUUUAAAAAUCAUUAAAGGGGAGCAGCAGCCAGGAAGCAUUAAAGUGCAUGAUAAAAAAAAAAAAUUAGAAAAAAGAAAAUUCCACAUCCAUGGCUUUUUGCAGUAGCCAAAAAUUUCAGGAUGUUUACAAAGUCAGGACAGUGAUUCAGGAAUACUUCAAUUAUUGUUGUACAUUAUUAAUACUGUUGCCGGGCAAGAUCUGUGGUUCUCUGGUCAGCAAGUUCUGGCAAUGAAGCCACUGCCGCUGGUGCAAAGAAUUCUGGGAUGUCUGACAGUGAAAUGGAUGGAAGGACUCACAUUCCAUCUCUACUUAAUGCCCUUUUGUCCAGAAAUCGGGUCAUGCAGAUGAGCUAUUUGAAAAGUAAAGAACAAGGCUAUGGGAAGCUAAGCAGUGAUGAAGACCUCAAAAUAAUUGUUGACCAGAAGCAGGUAGUAGGUGUAACCUUGAAGAAAAAAUGGCACUGUCUUCAAAAAAGUGACCUGACCCUGGCUUUGGGAAAAGGCUCUAGGGCUGCCGAUAAGGCUGUUGCCAUGGUGAUGAAGGAGAUACCGAGGGAGGAGUCUGCAGAAGAAAAGCCCCUCCUUACUGUGACAUCACAGCUGGUGAAUGAACAGCAAGAAAGCAGACCUCUCCUGAGCCCCUCCAUCGACGACUUCCUCUGUGAAACCAAAUCCGAGGCCAUUGCAAAGCCAGUAACGUCCAACACAGCUGUGUUGACCACUGGCUUGGAUCUCCUUGACCUGAGUGAACCCAUCUCUCAGACUCAAACCAAAGCCAAGAAAUCUGAGUCCUCAUCAAAGAGCUCAUCCCUCAAGAAGAAAGCUGAUGGCUCUGACCUCAUCAGUGCAGACACUGAGCAGAGAGCACAGGCUCUCCGAGGACCGGAGACGUCAUCCUUAGAUUUGGACAUUCAAACACAACUGGAAAAAUGGGAUGACGUCAAGUUUCACGGUGACCGGACAAGCAAGGGGCAUCUCAUGGCAGAGAGAAAGUCAUGCUCAUCUAGAGCAGGAUCCAAAGAGCUCCUGUGGUCCUCAGAACACAGAUCUCAGCCGGAGCUGAGUGCUGGGAAAAGUGCCCUCAACUCCGAGUCAGCUUCCGAGUUGGAACUUGUGACUCCGGCACAGGCGCGGCUGACCAAAGAGCAUCGAUGGGGGAGCGCCCUGCUCUCCAGAAACCAUUCCUUAGAAGAGGAGUUUGAAAGAGCAAAAGCAGCAGUAGAGUCAGAUACGGAGUUCUGGGACAAGAUGCAGGCCGAAUGGGAAGAAAUGGCUCGGAGAAACUGGAUAUCUGAGAACCAGGAGACUCAGAACCAAGUCACCGUCUCGGCCAGUGAGAAGGGAUAUUACUUCCACACUGAAAACCCCUUCAAAGACUGGCCUGGAGCGUUUGAAGAAGGCUUAAAAAGGCUGAAGGAAGGAGACCUGCCUGUCACCAUCCUGUUCAUGGAAGCAGCAAUUCUUCAGGACCCUGGAGACGCUGAGGCAUGGCAGUUUCUUGGAAUAACCCAGGCAGAGAAUGAAAACGAACAAGCAGCCAUUGUUGCCCUCCAGAGGUGCCUGGAGUUGCAACCCAACAACCUGAAAGCUCUGAUGGCCUUGGCUGUGAGCUACACCAACACCGGCCAUCAGCAAGAUGCCUGCGAGUCUCUGAAGAACUGGAUCAAGCAGAACCCAAAGUACAAGUACCUUGUGAAGAACAAGAAAAGCUCUCCAGGCCUCACUCGGAGGAUGUCUAAGUCCCCAGUUGACAGCUCUGUUCUGGAAGGAGUGAAGGAACUAUACCUGGAAGCUGCCCACCAAAACGGCGACCUGAUCGACCCAGACCUGCAGACUGGUCUCGGAGUCCUAUUCCACCUGAGUGGGGAGUUCAACAGAGCAAUUGAUGCAUUUAACGCUGCCUUAACUGUUCGGCCAGAGGAUUACUCAUUGUGGAACCGUCUUGGAGCAACCUUGGCAAAUGGAGACCGCAGCGAGGAAGCUGUGGAGGCCUACACAAGAGCACUGGAGAUUCAGCCAGGUUUCAUCCGGUCCAGAUACAACCUGGGGAUCAGCUGCAUCAAUCUGGGUGCCUACAGAGAAGCUGUCAGCAACUUUCUCACCGCCCUCAGUUUGCAAAGGAAGAGCAGGAACCAGCAACAAGUCCCUCACCCUGCCAUCUCGGGGAACAUCUGGGCUGCCCUCAGGAUCGCACUGUCGUUGAUGGACCAGCCAGAACUCUUCCAGGCAGCCAACCUCGGUGACCUGGAUGUUCUCCUGAGAGCUUUCAACUUGGAUCCUUGAAAGAAGAGGAAAAAAAAAAUAAAGAAUAAUAAGCCCUCAUCUGUGUGAUUAUACUAAAAAGGGACAAAACUAUUUUAUUAUGAAUUUCCAAAAAAAAAAUUUUUUAAGGAUAAAGCAGAGAGUCAAAGGCCAUGGUCAUAUAACCCAAGGGAAUUGAUUCCUACAGACAAUACCCAGCCUCUGUUCAGACCCAAAAGCACAAAGUCAGGUUCAAGAGAAGAACUGAGAUUCUCAGGACAAAUCGAGAUAAGGUAACUGCACUCUUCCAGGUUGCAAGCAGACUUUGAGUUGUGCUAUCCUCGUCACAGCUGAUGGCACAUCUGACAGGUGUUCAUGGACAUAGCAAGACAAUUUGUCUGCAGUCAGUGAACUCAGGCUGCCUCUAAACUGUCUCCCCUUUUUGCAAGACUGACCAGUAGUUUGGGCCAUUGGCACACGCACACGAACACCCUGACUAAAGGCAGGCAUUGCUCCCCUCCUCCCGUUUCAACUUUUACUGUAAGCCUUUGUUUCCAGAGAGAGAGAGCUUUGCUGGCAAAAGCAGUUUUUGCACUAGAAGUUUUUGCUGUUCCCAAUGAAAUCCUUUCUAGGAUUGUAUAUAAGCACUUUAAUAUCUUAUUUAUGCCUUGCUGGGCUUCUGCCUUGCUGCUCCAGUUUCUAACUUGGGGGUUGGGGGGAGGGGCGGUAAAAGAAUUGAGAACUCAGACUUGUUAGCUCAAUGGACCAAAUAAAAAAUUCUAAGACUAGUUUUUCUUAGCGUAGGGUUUUUGAAGGUGUGUUGGCAUAGAAUGUAGGUAUGUUAAACCCAGUUUGGGGGUUUUUGUUUGUUUGUUUGUUUGUUUGCCUGCUUUCUGGGACUCUAUGGAUCUCAGUGGGAAGCAAAAUUCUGACUCUGCAGAAGGAAGCUUGGUGAUUCUGCAGUUUCUAGUGAGUUUGUGUUAACUUGUUUUCAUAUCCUGUUUUCCUGGCUUCCUAACUGCCUUGCACAAGUAUGUAUGUUUUAAACUGUUACUAUUUUAAAUGGUAUUUCUUAAGUGUGAUAAAUACAUUUUUCCUAAAGCUGAUAUGUUUCCUGAGUUCCAUAGUAACCCAUACUGUCCACCUCCUCACAGUGUGGGGGACAGAAGGCCACAUUGUAACCAAGCUACACAGCUCUUCUCUGAAAGAGGCCCUCACAGCUUCCUCCCUAUUUUAAACACUCAGCAGGAACCAGGCCUUCUCAUUGGCUGAGACAUUUUACUUAAUUGUUGACCUUCCACAUAUUUGUUUAGAUUACUUUGAGGGUAUUUGGAGCUUGGUGGUUAUUUCAAAAGAUGUGUUUAUAAAGAAUUGGGGAAAAAAUGUUGGUGAAUCACUAGCCAAAAUACCAUUUUCCUCAGCUCUAAUUCUAGUAGAUGCUCUACUUUUCAUUUUGCCCCCUUCCUGCCUCCAGGGUAUUCCUUAAAGUAGUCUGAUCCCAACUUUUUCAUGUGCAUUGCUUAGUAAUAACUCAUUCCACUAACAAUUGUAGUUACCACAAACUAUAUUUUGGGUCAAAGCAGAUUACCUGACUGUAGAAUCAUCUACCACUGAUGAAAAAGGUACCCAGAGGUUGAUUGAACUCUCCUUUCACUGUGGAGUUCCCUAGAUUGUGAGAGGUCUGAAGCGCACAGGUGACUACAAGCCCUGGGACUUAGCUUCCUGGCUUACAAGGUCAAGGUGGUGAGGGCAUGGGAGGAGGCACGGGAGUGCCACCAACUUUGCUCCCUAUAGCCAGACACAGAGCCAUUAGCGCAUCCGUUCCUGGGCACGGAGACAACUCAUGUGCUUUCUAAUAAUAGUCUGGGCAGCAAAGGAGAGCUCAAAUGUAUUUUGAAGAGCAGAAUUUUCUAGACUGUUAGAUUGGGAAGGCCUCUUUGGGCCAAGCACUGCCUGCUUGGACGCUGCUGAUGGUGUAGCGAUUAUUUCUCCUCCCUCCUCUUAACUGUCACCUGACCACCUGAUGUGAGACCCUUCCGAGCCUGUGCACAAAGAGUUAAAGCAGACUUCAUGACCCUUCUGCUCUUGACGCUGUCCCGGCCCUCGGAUAGUGACCUACCACAUCCUCGGCCUUGUCACCACGUCACACCAGAGCUCAGUCACAGCCUAGCUAGUACAAAGGUGGGCAGUUUGAAUUCAUUUGAUUGCUGCUCAGUAGUGUCAACUCUCGUGGCCCAAGUUUAUCUUGUCAUUGGAAUGCCAAGUAACAUCAAACCCCAGGAAGUUAUUUUUGGGGGCAGUUGACAGUUUUCCGCUUCGCCAUUGUGUGACAGUCUGUAGGACAUUAGCUGGGCCUUUAUGCACUCCUUCAGUUAUGUUCAUCACAAUCAAGAUUUUUAUUGGCUACCGUCUGUCAGGAAGUUCCAAAUUAUUGCCUAAGAGGAAAAGAGCUGAGAUUUUCAGUGUUAUCAUAACAAUGCUAAGUAAACACCAAUAAAAAGUAAAAGUUAGAAUAAAGCCACAGCAGACACUACACAGUGAGCCUUCGGUCUCUUCCGUCCCACACAGUGUCUGCAUCUUCUUUCUAUUUGCUUUUAAAACCCAGAACCAUUGGGAGCUUUUCAUCUUUAUGGCAAGAAAUUGCCUUUUCUCUUUCCAUUUAGAAGAGUGGGGCAUUCUUUUGAGGCCCUGGGGAGGAGCCUGGGGAUGCUAUUCAUUCAUAUAAUGGCCACUCAGUGGCUUCCAGGGACUGAUUUUGCCAGUGAUUUGGAUGAAAAUGCAGAGAGAAACAUUUGAAACUGCUGAGUUUCAAAAUGUUACAAGUUCUGAUAGGACAGCUCUUCUAUGCAAAGAAAAGGCAUCAUAAAGGGGACCUGGGGAUAAUAGCUCAAUGGGUACGGUGCACCCAGGACCACAUAGACUGACCAUGGUGGCGUACACCCAUCAUCCCAGCACUUGGGAAGUGGAAGCAGGAAGAUCAGGAGGACAAGGUCAUCCUGGGCUGUAAGAGACCCUUUAGAGAUGAGGAGUAAUGGACCUUCUCACUGAGUCAGUCUCAGUGAGUCUUUGUUUCUCUGCACUUCAUCCUGACAUCCCUCCCAACGACCCACUGGAAAUUUAAUAACUAACAAUGAAGUGCACUUUCUCAGCCAGUCUGAUUUCUGCCAGAACUGGGUUAGGAAUGUUCAGAAAACACUCACUCUCCGACUUUAUACGCCAUUUUCAUUUAUAUUGAGGGAUUAUCUUGACACUUAGAUAUUAGAUCAAUAUCCAAAUUCUUUUAUAGAUAAAUCAUUCUGGCAUAUUCCCACCCUACAGGCAAGAUUUGACUGGGAUUGUAGGUUCAUCUCACAGUUCCCAAACCUCUCAACAUAAAGUCUGAUCUUUUCUCCUGGGGAAACCAGAGAAAAGAGGAUGACCAUUCCUCAUUUGUCUUGGAAUUGCUUUCACAAGGAUGAAUUGCACUUACAUUAGUGUUGUGAUGGUAAUGAUUUUUCCCUACCCUGACAUGCUUCUAGAAGCAUUGUAGGUACCAGGUGUUUGGAAUAUUUGUGUGCCAUCUUUCUGAGACCUCUUAUUUUGGAAAUGAGUACACAGGCAACAACCCAUGACUUCAACCUUGUAACAUAGCUUCAAACUGGUUCCCUGUGCAGAUGUCCCUGCCCUACUCAUCUCACUAUUUAUAGGACUGGCUGAAUUAAGCUGUUUUGAACUAAGAAGUAGAUACAUAUAUUUUUAAAGAGUGUUCCUAGAUCAACUCUGGCAUAAAGUUUGUAGAAAGGCAAUUUUUUUAAAAAAGCAAGACAUAUAACCUCAGGUACAAAACUAUUGCAUGCAUCAGUACUUAAGAUCUGCCUAUGACUAUUAACCAAAGCAUGCAAGAUAACUUCACUGAAUGUAAACUGGCCCAUUCACCCCAUGCAUGACUGGUGUCAUAGGCUAGCUUGUGUCGUCACUCUUCUCGACAAGCAAGCACUUCCUAAUGUCAUCCCAAUCUUUUCUGUUUGCUUUUUCCAUCCCAUCCUGUAGAUUGUUGGCCUGCUAUCACGUUGGCAUUGAUCAGUGCUCACAGGUUAGUUCAUACACUGUGACCGCCAGUCCCACCCUCUUGAGAGACCCAGAUACAGACGUGGGUCCUUUAAAACCCACUUGAGGCUCAACAGAACUGAAACUGACAAGGCUGCACAAUUGUCCCCGAACGAGAAGCUCUGAGCUCUGAACUCUUAAUAAAAUGUACUUCAAGUUUUCUUUUCUGAAAGUUUAGGGGAAAAUAGAAAACAUUUGGCAUUCUAAAUUAUGUAGGAAGGUUAAAGUGAUGUCAUGCGCAUGAAGAUCACCCUGAGGCAGAGCGGACAUGGGCCCCUCGUUUCUCACUGGGAUGGUAUGUCACAGGGUAGAGUGGAGAAUAUUGUUCAACAGCAAAGGUCAGUGUCCCUCUC
Psammomys obesus (fat sand rat) is the source of this 7337-nucleotide messenger RNA. It is a transcript of the gene Pex5l, whose product is annotated as peroxisomal biogenesis factor 5 like. Gene Ontology annotation, biological process: protein import into peroxisome matrix, docking. NCBI's taxonomy places the organism in Eukaryota, Metazoa, Chordata, Mammalia, Rodentia, Muridae. Gene Ontology annotation, molecular function: protein binding. The transcript has 16 exons. The record is from RefSeq and is a predicted model, not a curated record. Bases 922 to 2940 code for a protein of 672 amino acids. Gene Ontology annotation, cellular component: cytosol; peroxisomal membrane.